CCGCCCAUGGAGAGGCCCCCCCCCCACUGUCCCCAGGAGUCGCGGGGACUCGCCCUCAGCAGAGCGGGGUCUAUGACCUGGGACGGGCAGGUCCGGCACUGCCCAGCAGGGGGCGGCGCAGCUCUGGGAGCGGGACCCAGGACAGCGGAGUUCGGAUUGGAGCCAGAGCAGGAAAUUCAGCACCUUGCUGGAUCUCCGACCCCGGACCAAGAUGACAAGCUGCGGCCUCCUGAACAGUUCCAACAAGCCGGUGCCCCUGCGCAGCUGCUCGGUGACGGUGCUGAUCCGAGGCUUCGUGGCAGAUGUGGGCUGCGAGCUGCUAUACAGGAACAAGGAGCCGGGGCCAGUGGAGGCCGUGUUCCUGUUCCCCGUGGACUCUGAGGCGGCCGUCUAUGCCUUCCAGGCCCGCCUCGGGGGCACCUGCAUCCAGGCCCAGCUCCGUGAGAAGAAACAGGCACAAGAGCUGUACGGGGAUGCGCUGGCCGGGGGGCAGAGCUCGUUCUUGCUGCAGCAGGAGGGGACUGGAGGCGACGUUUUCAGCUGCUCCCUGGGUAACCUGCCCCCUGGGGAGGAGGCGGCGCUGACCCUGCGCUACGUCUGCGAGCUGCCGCUGGAGCCCGAUGGAGCCGCCCGCUACAUGCUGCCAGCCGUGCUGCGCCCCCGCUACACGCCCCAUGGGUGGGAUGGGGAGGACGUCACCCAGGGGGUCCCGCGAGUCCCCCAGGGGGAGCUGCCCUACACCCUGAGCCUGAGCGCCACGCUGCAGUCGCCCCACAGCAUCGACCGCGUGCUCUCCAACUGCUCCCUCACCCCCCUGAGCUACAUGGCUGGGAACCGGACCACCGCCCAGGUAAGGGCUCACCUGGACACCUGGGUCUCGGCUAUCCCCACUGGGAGGGGCA
This is a messenger RNA of Chrysemys picta bellii (western painted turtle), 902 nucleotides long. NCBI's taxonomy places the organism in Eukaryota, Metazoa, Chordata, Testudines, Emydidae. The record is from RefSeq and is a predicted model, not a curated record.